AAUCGCCACUCGCCAUGUCAACGUUUUAAUCUUUGUCGCCACCGACGCCCCCUGUUGAAGGCGAAAUGUUAAAUUAUGCAGAAAGUUAAUACAACAUAAUCGAAAAGUUAUUCCUUUUCUUGUCAUUCAAGCUUUAAAGAUUAAUUUUAAUUGCAAUUAAAAUCACCGAAUUUUCAUAACAUAGUUGUCACUGUUAUGGAGGGAACAGUGACAAGAAGGUUUUCUUGUUUGUGUAAUAUUUGUUUGUCCCAAAACCGAUACGUGUACAUAUUAAAUUUUUUCGAUCAGUUUUAUCAUUAAUUAAUUUUUGUGCUGAGCAUGCAGAUUUUUGUCGCGUAUCUCCACCCAUCAUGACAAUUUGGACCAUUUUUCUCGGGUCGGCGAUAUUUGUCUUCAUUUUACUGCUGUUUCUGAUUUUACUGGUUUAUUGGAGCACGAGCCCGUAUCCAGACCACAGUAGGUCAGCGAGAGAAAAGGAGUUUUAUGUUGGCAAAACGGGCAAUAAAGCAAGUUUUAAAGAAUUCCCCAGCAUAACAGAACCUAGUUCUGUUCAUCUUAGUGUCAUUGUCCCUGCAUACAAUGAAGAAGAAAGACUACUACCAAUGUUAGAGGAGACAUUUACUUUCCUUGAAAGGAGAAAACUGAGUAACAAAACUUUCAGUUAUGAAGUAAUCUUAGUAAGCGAUGGGAGCAAAGAUCGUACAGUUGAAAUUGCACAUUCUUACACAGAUAAAUAUGGUUCUGAUAUUAUGAGAGUUCUUGCUUUGGAGAAAAACAGGGGCAAAGGAGGAGCAGUCAGUUUGGGUACUUUAAGUUCAAGAGGGGCUAUAAUUUUAUUUGCAGAUGCAGAUGGUGCUACACUAUUUAGUGAUAUAGAAAAACUUGAAGAAAGUUUGAAAGGCAUAGUUAAAGGUAAUUACUUAUCUACACCAGAGAAAGUGUCCAACGAAUUUGCUGUGAUUAUUGGUUCACGUGCUCACCUUGAACAAGAAGCCCUGGCAAACAGAUCAUUUUUUAGAACAUUCUUGAUGCAUGGCUUUCAUUUUUUGGUGUGGUCCUUGGCAGUAAGGACAGUUAGGGACACCCAAUGUGGCUUUAAAAUGUUUACUAGAAGAACAGCUGAAACUCUUUUUUCCUCAGUUCAUGUUCAGAGAUGGGCAUUUGAUGUGGAACUGCUUUACUUGGCUGAACUUUUUAAUAUUCCAAUAGCUGAAAUUUCUGUCAAAUGGACUGAAAUCGACGGUUCCAAAAUAAUACCAGUGUUCAGUUGGUUACAAAUGGGAAAGGAUCUUGUCCUUAUUUGGCUCCGGUAUCGCAUAGGGGCAUGGAAAAUUACACACAAACCAUAAAUAAUUUUAUUCACUUUAUAAACUUGAAAACUUUAAUAGAAUUUUACUUUUAAAUAUUUAUUUUUAAAAAAAUAAAUGGUGUUUAUUAUGAUUUUAUCA
Molecule: messenger RNA, 1448 nt
Organism: Cimex lectularius (bed bug)
Lineage: Eukaryota; Metazoa; Arthropoda; Insecta; Hemiptera; Cimicidae
Gene: wol
Product: dolichyl-phosphate beta-glucosyltransferase
Exons: 8
Coding region: 351-1349 (332 amino acids)
Cellular component (GO): endoplasmic reticulum membrane
Source: RefSeq, a predicted model, not a curated record